Trametes versicolor FP-101664 SS1 is the source of this 1866-nucleotide messenger RNA. RefSeq lists its product as uncharacterized. Bases 31 to 1671 code for a protein of 546 amino acids. The record is from RefSeq and is a predicted model, not a curated record. Lineage: Eukaryota; Fungi; Basidiomycota; Agaricomycetes; Polyporales; Polyporaceae. The transcript is spliced from 8 exons.
UUUGCACACUAUUGUUCAACCGAAGGCAAUAUGUCUGCAAAUGUCGGACAAAGAGCGCAGUUCCUGAGAGAAUAUCUCUCCAUCGAGGCAAAGGAUCUGGACGAGGACCUUAGUAUCGCACUCACAAGCCUCAUAACCACUGCGGUUCACGACGACGAGCCAAAGCAUGAUCUCAACAGCAUCGUAGAGGCUGUAAAGAAGAGCGGGACCGCAACCGACCUCGAACCUUUGACAGUUAUCCCGAUCGUUGUCAGGAGCAUCGAUAAUGGCGCAGACGCACUGAUGGACGUGAUGGCGGCGGAGUGCAGUGCAAAGGAGGUGGUCAUGGCCGUUGAGGAGGUCGUCGAGACCAUCGACAGGCGUCUUCAGUCCACAGACGAGGAGGAAGAAGAGGACGACGACACACGACACGCCUCAAGUUCAAGGCAGCUUGAGCGUCUCAUUCGGACUUAUACCACAUCUAUUCCGCGUUUGGUUCAAUGGAAGAAGUCCCCAAAACAGGCCGUCGAGUCACGAUUGACCGAACUCCAAUCGCUGAUAACGCUCGUCGGCGGCGACGCUACCGCAGAAGAAGGGCGGUCGAUCAUCAUAUCGAUUGCCCAACUGGUGUUUGCUUUGAGCCAGGGUGCAGACGCAGACACGAAGGACUUGAUGCGGAGCCUCGUUGAGUCCACGCUGGUCACCUUCCCUAACCAUAUACAUGGGAACCUCGCCCGAACGGCUUUCAUAGCGAACUUCCGCCGAUUGAUUAUUCCGCAGGCAGAGCCUGGGACAAGCUCACAGGAAGACGUCAUGGACACUGCUUGGGUGGCCCUCCAGAGCAUAGGUGUUACGACAGCGUCGUGCGAAAACACGCCCUCCCUAGCUUCACUGAUUCUGCUUGCGCACACGUCAUCAUAUUCGUUUUCCGCCCUCCGCAUAUCCGCAUUUUUUCCGGUUCUCGUAUCCUGCUUCCAGUCUAGCAUCUGUCUUGACGAGAUCUUGGCCAUUCUCAUGAACUACUUGGCUCCCCUACGCUCCGUGACUCCACGCCCGGAACUGGAGGUCGACCUGAUUAUUCCCCUGAUACACCUCCUCCCGCCUCUUGCCAGCAAUCACCCUGAUCCGGAUAUCCGGCACUACACCUUCCGCGUGCUUUCUCUCGUCCUCGGUCUUUCGCCUUCCCCGGUCCGUUUUCAGCUGCUCAAAGAUUUACUCGAGGACGAGGACACACCUCCUCAAAUGCGGACCGCCGCAGUCGGUCUCUUGAAGGAGGCCGUCAUGGAAGGCCUCUCUGCAGACGCUCAAAGCGCAUUUGCCUCGCCCCUCCUUCUCUCUACCUUCGGGCCCAUCGUUCUACGACCCGAUCCUCCGGAUAUUCUUGUUACGGCUACUUGUGAGGACUUCCUUGACGGCCCGGAACCACUGCGGCUGGUGGAGUGCCUGGGGUUCUUCUUCGUGUGGCUCCAGAGGGAUCGGAACAACAGAACGGGCGUGCGCGAUGGUACCUCACUCGAAAAUAUGCGGCGUUCACUGCUUGACCCGCUUGAGGCGGGACUGAUUAGGUGGAAGAAGGACCUCACCUCCGACGUUAGCAGCGGCGAGCACGACCACGAUGGCGCGCUGCGGCUCGACGUCCUCGACAUGUGGGUGGGAAGAAUACGUAGCGCCAUGGACGCUGUCCAAGUUUAACACCUUGGGUGAGUGCUUCCCGAUCAGGAUCAUCGUUAUCUGGAUUUGGCAGCGCUUCUUAUGGGCGCUCCAUGUGCUGAGUUCUGUCACGGUCCUAUUCGACCGGCUUGCUUAGUUGUAAACCUUGUAUCUGGCCACCGCAUUUCACACAUGGCAGAAUAGCCAUUCCUCUUUUCUUGCACAUCUAGAAGCUCG